Messenger RNA from Loxodonta africana (African savanna elephant), 25104 nucleotides. RefSeq names its product USP6 N-terminal like (gene USP6NL). The record is from RefSeq and is a predicted model, not a curated record. Lineage: Eukaryota; Metazoa; Chordata; Mammalia; Proboscidea; Elephantidae. The transcript is spliced from 14 exons. The coding region runs from base 14354 to 16915 and encodes 853 amino acids.
UUUAAAUACUCUCCAGUUAAACUCUGUAUUUUCUGGAUUUGUCUUUAUUAUUUCAGAUAAGGUCUGAAAAGUAUGAUGUGGAUUUUUUUAAACACCAAAAAAUAUCAUCCCCCCCUUUUUGUGUUAAGAAAUGUAAACAGUGUUCACUUCAGAAAGUAUAGCAUAAAGAGGAGAGUAAAAAAAUCAUAUAUAAUGCCAUCAUUCAGAGAAAACAUAGCUGGUAACAUUUUGGUGUAUUUCCUUUCUCUCUCUCCCUCUGUCUCUCUCUCUCUGUAUGUACAUACAUACACACAGACACAUAUAUACAUGUGCACAGACACACAUAUAAACACACUCACACACAUACACAUACACAAAGAUGUAUAUAUAUAUCUUUAUAUGUGUAUGUGGAUAUAUAUGGCAAUGAUGGAGUCAUAAUUUUUUGUACCUUUGAAGUUGUCCCUAUAUGGUUAACAUUUCCUAUGUCAUUCUUCUGGAACAGUGGCUCUUAACCUUUGCUGAACAUUAGGAUCAUCUGAGGGAGCUUUCAAAGUUCAUAAUGCCCUGGCUGCAUGCCAGAACUAUUCAAUCAAAAUUCCCAAACGUCAGUGUUUUCUAAAACUCUCCAGGUGAUUGCCGUAUGCACCAAAGAUUGAGAACCGCUAGUAUAGAAUGUAAUUUUUAAUGGCAUUUUAGUAUUCCAUUGUAUGAGCUCAGUGAAACUUAUUUAAUUAAACCCUUCUUAUUGACAUUUAGAUUUCCCGUUUUUCACUAUUAUAAACAAAGGUGGCAAAUGUCCUUGUAACGACAUUUUUGUUCAUAUCUGUGUUUACUUUCCUAGUAUAUAGUUACUGUUACAAUGUUACUGGUAACACAAUAUGCAAAAGGCUAGGAGUUUGAUUGCUUUUUGCCAUGGUGGAGGUUAUAAUUUUGAUUUGUCCUCUUAGUAUGUUUUGUAUGUCUAUUAUUUAUUAAUUAUUGUUAUACUGAACUAUUUAUUAAAUAACAACUAAUGAGCCAAGAGUUGUACUAAAUGAGUUUCAGGUGUCACUCAGGCCAAAGUCACUGUCCAUGGGGAUAUGGUCUAGGGACGGGUACCCCAACCUUGCAUUAUUGACAUUUAAGGCCAGAUAAUUCUUUGUUUUGGGAGGCUGUCCUGUGGAUUGUGAGUUGUUAAGCAGAAUUUCUGGCCCUACCUACUCUAUGCUAGCAGCACCUAUCAUUCCAAUUGUGACAACUAAAAAAUGACUCUAGAUAUUGCCAAAUGUCUGUCCCCUGGGGGUAACCCCCCCCACCCGCCACUGGUCUAGUGCAGGGGUCAGCAAACUGUGGCCUGUGUCGGGGCCAUAUUUGCCCACACCCAUUCAUUUGUGUAUUGUCUAUGGCUGGUAUAACCACAGAAUUGAGUACUUACAACAGAGACCGUAUGGCCCACGAAUAGAAAAUCUUUACUGUCUGGCUCUUAACAGAAAAGGCUUGCUGAACAUAAGGUCUGGUGCACAGAAAGUGACUUGUAAAUAGUUAAAAUUCUUUGGGAUAAGUAUUCUGAUAAACUCAUAUAUAAAGUAGUAGGAGUGAGGAGAGAGGGAACCAGUCUUAGGUUGGCACUAAGACUAACUAAUGCCUUGAAAAAAUUGGGAAAGGAGGUAACACAAAUUAGAUCUUGAAAAUCAUAGAGAAAAUGGGGGACUUUUUCUAGGCAGAGGGCAGUUAUGUGCAAAGGCAGUGGCAUAUUCAGGUAACAGUAUUGUGCGUCUACUGCAUAUCACUUGAGCACUGACAAGGAGCUCAGGAAAUGGGUCUACAGUGAUAAAUUAGGACCAAAUUAUAAAUGAGGUCUAAAUUCUGUGUUAAGGAGUUUGGAUUUAUCUGUGAGCAAAUGGGAACCCAUCAACCUUUUAGACAGGGGAGUGAUAAUUGGCUUGUGUUUUGAAAGAGUUUUCCAUAUGGUACUACUUUUAUGUUACCUUCUUUUGCAAUUUCCCUGAUUGUCUAUUGAAAUCUGCCCUGUCAACCUAAGACGGGGUUUUCCAUUAUUGUAUUAUGUAUCACAUUCUUCUUGGCUGUGAGCUCCUUGAGUCUAUAAUUCUGUGUCUACCUAGCCUUGGUGGUGCAGUGGUUAAGAGCUAUGACUGCUGACCAAAAGGUCCACAGUUCGAAUCCACCAGCUUAUCCUUGGAAACCCUAUGGGGCAGUUCUACUGUGUCCUAAAAGGUCACUUGCUAUGAGUUGGAACUGACUCAAUGGCAUCUAACAACAACACCUGGCAUGUAGUGUACUCAAUGAAUGCUUGUUGAAUGAGUGUAGACAUUACUCACAUGGUCUUAAAACUAUUUUUUUGCUCAUAUGCCCAGUGUUGGUCUGGUGAAUGUUUAAUAACCAGCUCUUGGGGUGAGGGAGAACCCUGAUAAAUACAUAGUGUUUGCUGAUUUCUGUGGUAUAAAUAUGCCACCCAUGGCCAACUUCAGACUACCAGUGGUUUAACAGCCAGCUUGCAAAAGCCCUGAAAAUUUAAAAAAUCAGCUCUGUGAGCCAGGUGCAAGCCACCUCCAGCAUAUCACAGCAGGUACUCGCAAAAUAAUGUAGAAAAGUGAGGUAACUUAAUUUCUCAUGUUUGUAGAUUGACAGGUAAAAUUUUCCAUUGUAAGUUUAAAUUCUGUAGUUACAAAGGAUUAUAUUCUGGUGUAUUUUAAGUAUUGACAUUUAAAAAUAAAACUUUCAAACCACUUUUCUAGAUCAGGAGUAGAAGAUGACUUCCCUAACCCAAAAAAGAGUAUCUGUAACAGACUUAGAGCAGGCACCAUCUUAAAUGGGGAAAUGUUGAAAGUAUUCUGUUUAAAAUCAAGAAUUAGAAAGAUAUGAUUACUAGAACCACUUCUAUUCGAAAUUGGAUUUUAUGAUCCUUGCCAGUGCAAUAAAGCAAGAAAAGCAAAUUAGAGGUGUAAGAAUUGGAAAGGAGGAAAUAAAAGUUCAUCGUUUAUAGAUGAUUGUUGGUGUAGAAAAAAAACAAAAGAAUUUACAGAUGAAUUAUUAGAAAUAAGGAAGAUAUUACCCAAAACCCAGUGCCGUCGAAUCGAUUCUGACUCAUAGCGACCCUGCAGGACAGAGUAGAACUGCCCCACAGAGCUUCCAAGGAGCGCCUGGCGGAUUCAAACUGCCCACCCUUUGGUUAGCAGCUGUAGCAUUUAACCACUGCGCCACCAGGGUUUCCAAGGAAGACAUUUAACAAUGUAGAUAUAUAUAAAACUAAUAUACAAAAAUCAGUUGCAUAUCUGUACACCAGCAGCAAAAAGCUAAUUAAGAAGAAGACUCCAUUUACAAUUUUAUUAGAGAAAAUAAAACAAUUAGAAAUAAAUUGAACAAAAGUUGUUCAAGACUUCUAAAGAAGAAUUAUAAAACUUUUUAAAACAAUAUUAAGAAGACCUAAAAAAUGGAGAAAUAUACUAUAUUUUUAGAAGGAAAACUUUGCAUUAUAAAAAUAUAAUUUCUCUUAGUCAACAUAUAGAUUCAAUGAAAUUCAAAUCAAAAUCCCACCAGAAUUUUUUAAAAUAAUUUUUAUUGUGCUUUAAGUGAAAGUUUACAAGUCAGUCUCUCACACAAAAACCCAUAUACACCUUGCUACACGCUCCCAAUUAUCCUCCCCCUAAUGAGACAGCCUGCUCUCUCCCUCCACUCUCUCUUUUCGUGUCCAUUGCACCAGCUUCUAACCCCCUCCACCCUCUCAUCUCCCCUCCAGGCAGGAGAUGCCAACUUAGUCUCAAGUGUCCACCUGAUCCAAGAAGCUCACUCCCCACCAGCAUCCCUCUCCAACCCGUUGUCUAGUCCAAUCCAUGUCUGAAGAGUUGGCUUCGGGAAUGGUUCCUGUCCGGGGCCAACAGGUCUAGGGGCCAUGACCACUGGGGCCCUUCCAGUCUCAGUCAGACCAUUAAGUCUGGUCUUAUGAGAAUUUGGGGUCUGCAUCCUACUGCUGUCCUGUUCCCUCAGGGGUUCUCUGUUGUGUUCCCUGUCAGGGCAGUCACCGGUUGUAACCAGGCACCAUCUAGUUCUUCUGUAGUCUCUGGUUCAUGUGGCCAUUUCUGUCUCUUAGGCUCGUAAUCGCCUUGCGUCCUUGGUGAAAAAUCCCACCAGAAUUUUUUAUGAAACUUAUUAGACGAUUCUAAAAUUUAUAUGGAAAGGAUGGGAAAGUAAAGGGCCAAAAAUAGCUAGGAUACUCAUGAAGAAUAUCAAAGAGGGAGAAUUUUCUCUAUCAGACAUCAGGAUUUAUUAUGAAGUUACAGUAAUUAAGACAAUGUGGUAUUGGCACAGGGAUAGAUUAAUUGACAAAUGGGAUAUAAUAUUAAUCAGAAGAAGAUCCACAUAUGUAUAGAAUUUUUAUGUGACAAAAGAGGCAUGGUUGAUCAGUGGGAUAGUAAUAGGGCUGGAGUAAAUAGCUACCCUUAUAGAAAUAGAGGAAAUUGGAUUCCUGCCUCACGCCAUGUGAAAAACUCAACUCCAAAUGAAUUAAGGACUUAAACAUCAAACAAAAUUUUAAAAUAUUUAGUAGAAAAUGUAGAUGAAUAUCUUUUAGAUCUAGGAGUAGGCAAAAUUUUCUGAGACACACACAUGCACACACAAACACUGAUUGAAAAGAUUGACGCAUUUGACUACUCUGUGGACCAUAACAAAUUAUGGGUAGCAUUGUGAAUGGGAAUUUGAGAACACUUACUUGUGCUCAUGUGUGACAUAUACAUGGAUCAGUCAUUCGAACAGAACAAGCGGAUGGUAAUGCAUGGUUUAAAAUUGGAGAAGGUGUGCAGCAAGCUUGUACCCUUUCACCUUAUUCAGUCUGUAUGCUAAACAAAUAAUCUGAGACACUGGACUCUAUGAAGGAAAACACAGCAUCAGGAUUGGAGGAAAACUUAACAACCUGCAGUGUGCAGAUGACAAAACCUUGUUUGCCAAAAAUGAAGAGGAUUUGAAACACUUACUGAUGAAGGUAAAAGACUACAGCCUUCUGUAUGGAUUAUGCUUGAAUGUGAAGUCAAUGAAAACCUUGACAACUGGUCCAAUAGGCAGCGUUAUGAUAAAUGGGGAAAAAUUUGAAGUUGUCAAUGAUUUCAUUCUACUUGGAUCAAUAGUCAAAGUCCAUGGAAGCAGCAAUCAAGAAAUCAAAUGACAAAUUGCAUUGGGCAAAUCUGCAAAAGACCUUAAAGUUUUCAAAACCAAAGAUGUCACUUUGAUGACUAAGGUGCUCCAGACCCAAGCCAUAGUCUUUUCAUUUACCUUCUAUGCAUGCAAAAGUUGGACAAUAAAAAAGGAAGACAGAAGAAGAAUUGAUGUGUUCAAAUCAUGGUUUUGGUGAAGAAUAUUGAAUAUACCAUGGACUGCCAGAAGAACAAACAAAUUGGUCUUAGAAGAAAAUACAAUCAGAAUACUCCUUAGAAGUGAAGAUGGUGAAACUCUGUCUUGCUUGCUUUGGAUACUUCGUCAGGAAAACUGUUGCUUUGGUAAAAUAAAGGGUCAGCAAAAAAUGAAGGAAACCCUAGAUGAGAUGGAUGGACACACAGUAGCCACAACGAUGGACCCAAACAUACCAGUGAUCACUAACAUGGCACAGGACUAGGCAAUGUUUCAUUCUGUUGUACAUAAGACCAUCAAGCAUUGGAGCCAACUUGACAGCAACUAACAACAAUAACGACAUAACCGAGAACUUUGGUUUAUCAAAAGACACGUUAAAGGACUUGAAAAGAUAAGUUAAAAACCAGGAGAAGAUAUUUGCAAAGCACACAACUGACAAAGGAUUAGAAUCAAGACUACGUAAAGAAUCCCUACAAAUCAAUUGAGCAGAGCACAGACAACCCCAUAGGAAAUGGGCAAGACAUGAAGAGAUAUAUCGAAGAAGAAAAAACAUAUAGGGCCAAUACACAUAUUCUUAAUGUUGACUAGCAGUAGUGAUCAGGGAAAUGCAAAUUAAGACCAUCAUUUGAUUGGCAAAAAUUAAAAAGUGUGACCCAGUUUCAAGGGUUGGAGAGAAUGGAGAAUCAACAAGAUUUCUUAUAUAUUUCUUAAAUGAUGUGAGUAUAAAUUGGUGCAACUGUUUUGGAAACAGCUUGGUGUUACUCCCUAAAACUGAAUAUUCGUAUACCCUAUGACCCAGCAAUUCCAAUCUUAGGUAUAUAUCCAAGAGAAACUCUUAUAUAUGAGACACGAACAAGAAUGUUCAUGGUAACUCUGUUGACCAUAGUAAAAAUCUGAAAUUAAGCCAAAUGAUCAGCAGUGGGAGAAUAGAUAAAUAAUGCAUGUGAUGUAGUCACACAAGAAAGUAUAACAAUUCAGACAAAGGAACUACAGUGAUGUGAAACAGUUUGGAUGAAUCUAAGCAAUAUAAUAUUAAGAAAAAAUAUAAUUACAAAAAGAUUACAUAAAACAAGACUCUUUUUAUAAAGUUAAAACCCAGGACACCAACAGAGAAACUUUUUAAGAAUGUGGGGCUGGGGGUGAGGGAUAAAAUAAAGCAAGGGAAUGAUAAGUACUGGAUUCAGCAUGAUGGUUACUUUGGGUAGGGAGAAGUAGGAGGAUGAGUAGUUGGUUUUGGACCAUACCAUAGGUUAGAUGUAGAUUAUUGUGAAGGUCUUUUGUUUUGGAUGACUGUUUUGUGGUGUUUAUUAAAUUAUUAAAAAUAAAUAAUUGAGUAAAUAAAUAAAACUGGGCUAGUAUGUACCAAUGAUAAGAGUGUGUCAUGAAAUAAGGAUUAUGAUUAAAAAAACUCUCUAUACCAGUGGCUCAAUAUGAAAAAAAUAUUAAAUAAAAACUAUUAUGUCCCUCAUCUAAUGUAUCAGAUGGUGCUCUGGUGGCGAAGUGGUCAAGAGCUCAAUCUGCUAAUGAAACGGUCGGCAGUUCAAAUCCACCAGCCACUCUUGGAAACCCUAUGAGGCAGUUCUACUCUGUCCUGUAGGAUUGCUAUGAAUCAGAAUCGACUCCAUGGUGCACAACAACAGUGUAACUCAUAGAGUUUAAAUACCACAGUGGUUUGAUACCAACUGUCAUCCUUUUCAAAACUGAACAGUUUAUUCUUUAGCAAUCAGAAAUUUUACAUACGCCUUUUUCUAUAAAGUUAUACAUCCAUUCCACUUUCAUCGCAGAACUUUAUCCUAAUGCGGUUGAUCAAAACAGAAAAAUGACGUAUUCUGAUAAUUAUCAACUAUAAACUAAUAUUAGAAACUUUUAAUGAGUAUAGUGGGCUGAUGUUAUUUAUGAUGCCUUGGUUAAAGCAAUUGUUGAAUUAUCCUUGUUUCUCUUUCCUCCUCCUUUGUUUUUAAGCUUUUAUCCUUUGGAGCAGUGCCUCAUAGGAAGAUGGAUGAAGCUUAGCCUGUAUCUUGUAAAAUGGGAGAAAGGAGAUUGUAAAAGGAAAAAUGGGGAUGGGAGACCCCCACCACAGCCAUGUUUUCUUGCAGAUCAGUCUUAGGAAGAGUACAUAUGGGACUUGAGGAUCUGGAAAGUGAUUCUUUUAAGACUGUCCAUGUCAGUAACCCCAGAGGGCUUCCCUGUUUUGAUGACCUCUAACCUCUAAAAUUUGCAUCCCCAGGAUGAUCAUGGAGUGAAGGAAGCAAAUAUGAGAAUACAUAUGUACUUGUGUCGGGGUGUGUAUGUAUAGCCCUCUCUCUAUAUGUAUAUAUUCUCUCUCUAUAUGUGUGUAUGUAUAAAUGUGCAAUUCUUUUUACAUUUUUAUAUCUUUUAAAAUUAUCAUUUUGUGUGAUUUAAAUGUACAUAAAUAUUAACACAUAUAUCCUUUACAAACAAACAAAUAUACAUUUAUUGGGACAUGUAGUAAAAAUUUAACUAUUUAUUUUGAAAUAAUUUUAGUUAGGAAAAUGCUGCAAGAAUAGCACAAACAAUUACCAUAUACCUGGAUUUCCUAAAUGUUAGCAUUUUACCACAGUUGUUUUCUCAUUCUCUCUCAUAUAAAUAGUAUUAUUUUUUUCUGAGUUGAAGUAUUUACCCACUAAAUACUUCUCAGUAUAUAUCCUAAAAUUCAGAAUAUUCUGUUACAUAACUACAGUACAGUCAGGAAAUUAAUGUUGAUAAUUAUAGAUCGUAUUUAAAUUCAUCAGUUACCCCAAGUGUCAUUUGCUGCCAGGCCCAGUAUCUAAUCAGGGAUCAUGUGUUGCAUUUAGUUAUCCUGACUCUUUACUCUCCUCUAACUUGGAACGGUUUCUGAGUCUUUCUUUGUCUUUCAUGAUCUUGACAUUUUAAAGAAUGUAGCUCAGUUACAUACAUUAGAAUAUGUGGUCAAAUAUUUUUACAGAUACAGUAAGUGAAUAAAAUAUCACUACAAUAGAGUUUCUUAACUAGGAUAUGCCUCAGAAUCCCCUGGGAACUUAAACAAUAUAUACAUGCACUGGCUUUAUGCAGGAAAAUUCUCAUUAGCCCGUCUGAUUGAGCAGUAGUACUGAACUCUGGGAUUUCUGUUGAAAAAGAGAGGCCAGUUACCUAUGUUAAUUUUCAGGAGGGAGGAGCACUCUUUUACUUUCUUUUUAUUUCUGUCAUUAGUCCUCGUUCACUUUUGAAAACUGUUUAAAGUCAUAAUUAGAAAGUUUCCUCUGUUCUUCACAAGCUUGAGACCAGAAAGUCUUUCAGUGACGUAUACUAAUUAUCAUAUUUUUGGUGUAUAAGUGAAACACUGCAUAUGUAUUUUUUCACGUAUUCCCCUAAACUUGGCCUUGGACCACAUUCAUUCUAUCAAAACAAAUAUGGAAGGGAUGGGAGGAAGAAACAAAAGAGGGAAGGACACAGAGAAAGAACAAGGAAAUGUUAUUUGUUACAUAGGGAGAAGUCAAGAAUUGACAAUAGUGAUUGAACCAGGGUAUUCAAAAUGAUUGCUGUGUGAUUUUUGUUUUAAAAACCAAUCCUAAUAGCAGUGAAAUCGGGGAUGAAGGUAAUUGAAAUUUAUGGAAACAUGAAUUUAAUUAGAUUUGCGGAUUUUGCAGAAUAUUUAAAUGGUGUCAAGGUUAAGCUUAAUGUUCCUAUAUUCAUUGGUCGAAUAUUGAGGAUAGAGCUGAUUGGAAUGAAGAUGUAUGUAUAUCCCCUUCUUUGCAUGGGAAGAGAAAAAUAUUGGAAGAGAGCAAAGCUAACAAAGUUCCUGCAAACGCAUCAUCUUUUCUCUAAGAGUGGAAUUAAUUUCUAAGGAGCUGGCAACACAAAUGACUGGAAAAUAAAGACAGGAGAUAGCUGUUGUGUGCUGUUGAGUCAAUUCUGACUCAUAGUGAUUCUAUAGGACAGAGUAGAACUGCCCCAUUGGCUUUCCUACGCCAUAAACCUUUACAGGAGCAGACCAUCAGGUCUUUUCUCCCAUAGAAUGGCUGGUGGGUUCCAAUCACAGACUGUUUGGUUAGCAGCUGAGCUCUUAACCAUUGUGCAGUGUUCAGAAUUGCUCUAGGAAGAGGAAUAAGGGGUGGAAAAAGUUGAGGAAACUUAUUUGAGGUGCUUGAUUGGAAUGUUGAUUUGUCUAUAUCCAUCCAGUUUUCAAAGGAAUUGAUUGAAGAGCAGCUUGUUUUUUUUUAAUGUACUUUAGAUGAAAGAUUAUAGAGCAAACUUGCUUCUCAUUAAACAAUUAAUAUACAUAUUAUUUUAUGACAUUGGUUGCUAACCCCAUGACCUGUCAACACUCUCACUUUCCCAGUACCAGCUUUCUUGGUCCCUUUUGCCUUCUCAUCCUUUUCCCUGGACUGGUGUACCGAUUUAGUCUCAUUUUGUUUUAUGGGCCUGUCUGACCUUUGGCUGAAGGGUGAACCUCAGGAGUGACUUCAUUAUUGAGCUAAGAGUAUGCCCCAGGAGGGCAUCCUCUUGGAGUUUCUCCAGUCUUUGUCACACCAGAAAGUCUGGUCUUUUUUUUUUUUUGAGUUAGAAUUUUGUUCUACAUUUUUCUCCAGCUCUGUCCAGGACCCUCUAUUGUGAUCCCUGUCAGAGCAUUCAGUGGUUGCUGAGCACCAUCUAGUUUUGCUGGACUUGGUCUGGUGGAGGCUGUAGUACUUGGACUAAUCUUUCCCUUGUGUCUUUGUUUUUCUUCAUUCUCCCUUGCUCCAGACGGGGUGGGACCAUUGGGAUAUUUUAGGUGGUUGUUCACUAGCUUUUAAGACUCCAGACGCUAGUCACCAAAGUAGAAUGUAGAACAUUUUCUUUAUAAACUAUGUUAUGCCAGUUGAGCUAGAUGUUCCUUUAGACCAUGGUCCCCACAGCCCUCAGCCCAGUAAUUUGGUCCUUCAGGGAGUUUGGAUAUGUCUAUGGAGCGUCCAUGAUCUUGUGUUGUACAAGUUGUGCUGGCUUCCCCAGUAUUGUAUACUGUCUUACCUUUCACUAAGGUUAUCACUUAUCUAUUGUCUGUUGUUGUUGUUAGGUGCCAUCCAGUCAGCUCCAACUCAUAGAGACCAUGUGCACAACAGAACAAAACAUUGCCGGGUCCUGCGUCAUGCUCACAACCAUUGUUAUGCUUGAGCCCAUUGUUGCAGCCACUGUGUCAAUCCAUCUCAUUGAGGGUCUUCCUUUUUUCUGCUGACCCUCUACUUUACCAAGCCUGAUGUCCUUCCCCAGGGACUGAUCCCUCCUGACAGCAUGUCCAAAGUAUGUAAGACACAGUCUUGCCAUCCUUGCUUCUAAGGAGCAUUCUGAUUGUACUUCUUCCAAGACAGAUUUGUUCAUUCUUUUGGCAGUCCAUGGUAUAUUCAAUAUUCUUCGCCAUCACCACAGUUCAAAGUUGUCACUUCUUAUUCAGUCUUCCGUAUUCAUUGUCCAGCUUUCCCGUGCAUAUGAUGCGACUGAAAAUACCAUGGCUUGGAUCAGGCACACCUUAGUCCUCAAGGUGACAUCUAUGUAUUUCAACACUUUAAAGAGAUCCUUUGUGCCAGAUUGGCCCAAUGCAAUGCGUCUUUUGAUUUUUUGACUGCUGCUUCGAUGGCUAUUGAUUGUGGAUCCAAGUAAAAUGAAAUCCUUGACAACUUCAGUCUUUUCUCAGUUUAUCAUGAUGUUGCUUCUCAGUUGAGUUGUGAGGAUUUUUGUUUUGUUUUGUUGAAGUGUAAUCUAUACUGAAGCUUUGGCCUUUUUGUCUUUAUCAGUAAGUGCUUCAAGUCCUCUUCACUUUUAGCAAGCAAGGUUGUGUCAUCUGCAUAAAGCAGGUAGUUAAUGAGUCUUCCUCCAACCCUGAUGCCCCAUUCUUCUUCAUACAGUCCAGUUUCUCAAAUUAUUUGCUCAGCAUACAGAUUGAAUAGGUAUGGUGAAAGGAUACAACCCUGACACAUACCUUUCCUGACUUUAAACCACUCAGUAUCCCCUUGUUCUGUUCAAACAACUGCCUCUUAAUCUAUAUACAGGUUCCUCAUGAGCACAAUUAAGUGCUCUGGAAUUCCCAUUCUUCACAAUGUUAUCCACGAUUUGUUAUGAUCCACACAGUCAAAUGCCUUUGCAUAGUCAAUAAAACACAGGUAAACAUCCUUCUGGUAUUCUCUUCUUUCAGUCAGGAUCCAUCUAAUAUCAGCAGGAAUAUCCCUGGUUCCAUGUCCUAUUCUGAAUCUGGCCUGAAUUUCUGGCAGUUCCCUGUCGAUAUACUGCCGGAGCUGCUUUUGAAUGAUCUUCAGCAAAAUUUUGCCUGCGUGUGAUAUUAAUGAUAUUGUUUGAUAAUUUCUGCAUUUGGUUGGAUCACCUUUCUUGGGAAUGGGUGUAAAUAUGGAUCUCUUCUAGUCGGUUGGCCAGGCAGCUGUCUUCAAGAUUUCUUGGCAUAGACAAGUGAGCACUUCCAGCUCUGCACCUGUUUGUUGAAACGUCUUGGUUGGUAUUCCGUUAAUUCCUGGAGCCUUGCUUUUCACCAGUGCCUUCAGUGCAGCUUGGACUUCUUCCUUCAGUACUAUCGGGUCCUGAUCAUGUGUUACUUCCAGAAAUGACUGAACUUUGACCAAUUCUUUUUGGUUUAGUGACUCUGUAUCCUUCCAUCUUCUUUUGAUGCUUCGUACGUAGUUUAAUAUUUCCCCCAUAGAAUCCUUCAGUAUUGCAACUUGAGUCUUGAAUUUUUUCUUCAAUUCUUUCAGCUUGAGAAAUGCUGAGCGGGUUCUCCUCUCUUGGUUUUCUAUCUCCAGCUCUUUGCACGUGUCAUUAUAAUACUUUGUGUUCUCUAGUCACCGUUUGAAAUCUCCUGUUCACUUCUUUUACUUCAUCAUUUCUUCCUUUUGCUUUAGCGGCCCAGCGUUCAAAGGCAAGUUUCAAGAGUCUCUUCUGACAUCGAUUUUGGUAUUUUCUUUCUUUCCUGUCUUUUUAAUGACCUCUUGCUUUCUCCACGUAUGAUGUUCUUGAUAUCAUUCCACAACUCGUCUGGUCUUUGGUCAUUAGUGUUUAACACGUUCGUGAGUUUUUACUUCUCAUACGAUAUUUGUCCUGUGCUUGACUUAUUUCACUCAGCAUAAUGCCCUCCAGAUUCAUCCAUGUUGUGAGAUACUUUGCAGAUUCAUCAUUGUUCUUUAUUGUUGUGUCAUAUUCCAUUGUGUGUAUGUAUGUACCAUAGUUUGUUUAUCCAUUCAUCUGUUGGUGAGCAUCUAGGUUGUUUCUCUCUUUUUGCUAUUGUGAACAAUGCUGCAAUGAACGUGGGUGUGCAUAUGUCUAUUUGUGUGAAGGCUAAAGAGCAAAGUUUUGAUCUGAGAUUUAAAACUUGGUCUUUGACCUAUCUGAACUCUUACUUUGAUUUAGUUUGCAAGUACGAACAUGCUUUUUAAAGAUAAUAGGUGAUUAGGAUAAUUACCCUGUUUUGUCCCAGUUUGCAAGUAUUUUUAGGCUAUCAUGGGUUUGUAGCACACAUCUCUUAAUUAACACCCAUAUGGAGAAUACAUAAUGAGUGGGUAUAUAUAAUGCAAGAAACUGGUGGUGCAGUGGUUAAGGGCUCAGCGGCUAACCAAAAGGUCAGUGGUUCAAACCUACCAGCUACUCUGCGGGAGAAAGAUGUCUGCUUCUGUGAAGACUGCAGCCUUGGAAACGGUAUUGGGCAGUUCUACCCCAUCGUAUAGGGUCGCUGUGAGUCAGAAUCCACUGAACAGCAACGGUUAUAUAUAAUGCACUGGUUGUAGCACCUCUUCUCUAAAGAUCCAAAAACCUUGCCCUGAAUUUUAAAACUAUACACUUUUACAGAGGAAGCAUGGUGGCAGAGAAAGCAGAAGAUUUUCAGUUCUAGGUCCUAUACUUGUAACUUCGGUUGAUUCACUGUGUAUCUCAGUUACUUAAUUGAAAAUUGGGAAAAUAGCAAAUAAGUCUUUAAUUGUCUGAAGGGAAAAAGAAUGCUUUUGAUUUGCUCUGGGAUCUAUUAUGAUAUAUUAAAAAUAUUAUGUAAUAAAUAGGAAGGAAAGAAAAAUAGAAGAGGGCCCCCUUUGGGAAUACAGUCAGGAGAACAAAUCGCUGGUAGAAGAAUCACUUUAAUAAACAUAACUUUUACCCAUAUUAACUUGAAUGUCAUUUUUCUCUUUUAGUUAACUCUGUAGGUUCACUUUAAGAAAGGCUGCUAAGUGAGAAAUAAAAUACAUAGCAAAGUUAUUAAAUAUUAUUUGAGCAAUUCUUGCAACUUGGCUGUUAAAAAUCAUGACAGAAGCAGUACUUCAUUUGAAAUUUUCUGAUCUCUGCCUCUGAUGGUGAGACCAAAGACUUUACAAACUAGUUUUGGGAUUUCUAGUGUGCAAUAUAAAUUUAGACUUCUGUUCAUGUUCUAGGAUGUCAGAGUUGUAUGUGUGAGGAGGAGGAAUUUAUAGGAUAUUUGUUAAGGCACCAUAUAUCUUUUAUGCAAAUCUGUAUGCUUGGAGUUAGCAAGAUAGAGAUUUUUAUUUUUAUCCACGUUUUAUUUUCUGUGUUUCAAAUAUGAGGUUUUUGAGAAAUUGGAAAAAGUAUUAAGGCUUGAGGCAGUGCAAAGUAUUUUGGUUGACUACUUCAGGGUAUGUUUCAGAAAAGUUGCACAUAGCAUCUGUGAUCCAUAUUGUAUGAGAAUUUAUAGCAUAGCGCUUUAUUUCUCCUGUCAUGACUUAUAUGAGAAAAUGUUUUCACUGUGCUUCAUGAUUUAUGGAAGAUUACCCGUGUUUUGUUUAUAACUAGUUAAUGCAUUGCAAAGUGAUACAUUUUGGACCUUGAGAAUGGUGUUUUUCAUGUGCUGAAAUCACUUUGAAUUCAUCAUUUCAAGAAGAUACAGCCUAUCCUUUCGUUGUUUCUUAUUAACUGCUUCAGAGCCUGCAUGGAUAGCAAGGCACAGCAUUUAUUUCUUUGAAGUUGAACUGUGUUGGUGCUUGAGCUUUCUGAAAGCAGAAUUGCGGUGUGCUCUUGGUGAUGAAACCUGUUGGAUUUCUGGAGGAAGCAGCUGGAGUCUUUGGCUUGUUAACUAGCAAUGAUUCAAGUCUUGCAGAUUGUAAAGGAGCUGGUGACACCAUUAAGGCAGAAAGCAGCCACAGUGAAGGAAGAUUCAGACCAGGAUGUAGCACUCAAACUUGCCCAGGAACGAGCUGAAAUAGUUGCUAAAUAUGACAGAGGACGAGAAGGUGCAGAGAUUGAACCUUGGGAAGAUGCUGAUUACCUUGUUUACAAAGUCACGGAUAGAUUUGGCUUUUUACAUGAGGAGGAGCUCCCAUACCAUAAUGCAGCUGUGGAACGGCAAAAGGCUCUGGAAAUUGAAAGAACUACUAAAUGGCUGAAAAUGCUAAAAGGAUGGGAAAAGUACAAGAACACUGAAAAGUUUCACAGGAGAAUUUACAAAGGAAUUCCACUCCAGCUGAGAGGUGAAGUCUGGGCUUUACUUCUUGAGAUCCCUAAAAUGAAAGAAGAAACAAGAGACCUUUACAGUAGAUUAAAACACAAAGCACGAGGUUGUUCACCUGAUAUCAGACAAAUUGACCUUGAUGUCAACCGCACAUUUAGGGACCAUAUUAUGUUUAGAGACAGAUAUGGUGUCAAGCAACAAUCCUUAUUCCAUGUUCUUGCUGCAUAUUCUAUUUAUAAUACGGAAGUUGGAUACUGUCAGGGAAUGAGCCAGAUCACAGCUUUACUUCUUAUGUAUAUGAAUGAAGAAGAUGCCUUCUGGGCCCUGGUCAAACUGUUAUCAGGCCCCAAACAUGCCAUGCAUGGCUUUUUUGUCCAAGGUUUUCCUAAACUCUUGAGAUUCCAAGAACACCAUGAAAAAAUACUGAAUAAAUUUCUGUCCAAGCUUAAGCAACACUUGGAUUCUCAAGAAAUCUACACGAGUUUUUACACAAUGAAAUGGUUUUUUCAGUGUUUUCUUGAUCGCAUUCCAUUUACACUAAACCUAAGAAUAUGGGAUAUCUACAUUUUUGAAGGAGAUCGAGUUCUUACUGCUAUGUCUUAUACAAUCUUAAAAUUACACAAAAAACAUCUAAUGAAACUGUCUAUGGAGGAACUUGUAGAAUUUCUUCAAGAGACCCUGGCCAAGGAUUUUCUCUUUGAAGAUGAUUUUGUAAUCGAGCAACUUCAGAUUUCUAUGGCAGAACUAAAAAGAGCGAAAUUAGAUCUUCCAGAACCUGGUAAAGAGGAUGAAUAUCCCAAGAAACCUUUGGGGCAACUUCCACCUGAAACUCAGCCUGCUGGCGUUAAUCACCUGAGCAAUGGACAAAGAAGUGUUGGCAAGUCAAGUCCCCAUACAGGCAGCAGAAGAGAAAGUGGCACAUCUCCUCACAAAAAAUAUGAGCAUUCCCCUCGCCAUCAAGGUAGAGUUGGCACACCAGAAAGAGUAAAGCAGCCAAAGCAGAAACCUGUGAAUGAGGAUAGUAAAAAGCUUAAGAGUGAGGUAAAUUUUGAAGGAAAACUUCCAUCAGUUCCCCAAGGCAAUUCCAAGCAAUAUAUUAAUGCAACUGCUAAUCAAAAUAGCAAUGCUACUUCAAAUAUCAAAAAGGAAUUUGUGCGCAAAUGGAAUAAACCUUCGGAUACUUCAGCUGUUGAAAAAACUGCCAAAUAUGCCAUUGAAGGCAAAAGUAGAUCAACAAACCCCACACAUACAGCCACCAUCCCAAGUUCUACUGAUACUCGAAUAUCAAAUGUAAGGCAAAAGAUUAAGGUUUUGGAUGCUGAUGAAGGGAAACGCGGCUCCAAUGCCUCACAGUAUGACAAUGUAACUGGAGCUGAAAAUGAAAAUGGAGCUUCUGUUGAAGAGGCACUAGAAAGGGCUUAUUCUCAAAGUCCAAGGAAUCUUGUUUAUUCAAACAGUCCAAGAAAGUAUUCUGAGCCAAGUUCUAUUCCACCAAAAGUAGCAAACCAUUUCACUUUUAAAGUACAGCCUCCAAGUUAUGGAAGAUAUCCACCUCAGUUAGAUGGAGAAGAUCAUGGGACAAUACAUCCACCAUCCUAUAGUAAUCCCCCUGUUUACCACAGAAAUUCUCCAAAACACGUCCCUACUGCCAACAGCAGCACCGUGUCACCACAGCUUAGCCAUGGCACUCAAGUUAAUCCUUCCAGGAUACCUCAUGGCUCUACUGUCUCUUUAGAUACCUCUCCAGAGAGAUCCUACAGUCGCCGCCCAGUUCCCCUUGUACUCCCAUCGAGUCGGAUAGAAGUUCUUCCUGUUGAUAUUCGUGCUGGGGGAUAUUCACAGUCACCAAACGGUGGAAAAUUUGUCAUUCCUCCCGUGGAUUAUCUGCCAGAUAACAGAAAACGGCCAGAAGCUAGUUGCUCAUACAGACCUGAGACACAGGAACAGUCACGGCAUCGAGAUGCUCAUUGCAGCCAUUUAAGCAAUUUACCAAAAUAUUCAGCCUUUCAACACGUAACCUUUCAGGACCAUAACCUCCCAGCCGUUUCAGUGGAUAGUCCUGUGCGGUAUAGAACUUCGCCAGCUUUAGAGGAUGCCAGUUCAUCUCGGUUUCAAUAUUCAGGGCCCUCGCCUCCAGCAUAUCACUACAGAAAUUGGGAUAGACCAUCUAUUCAAGAAUCGGUAUUGCUGUGAGAAUCUUAUCUAUACUUGCUAAAGACACUAGAACAGAAACCAUAUGAAACCUACAUUGCUAUGUUUAUAAUUGCCAAAGCAGUAUUUUAUACAAUUGUAAACAACUCACACAAUUAUCAUGUAUGUUAGUAAUAAGAAUAUAUGGAAAUAUUUUCAUCCCGUGUAGAUGCUGCUUUGGGUGAACAUUAUAAAUUGCAUCAUCACUGAACGUGUUAAAAAGAAUUUAACAUGGAGACAUAGCAAUAGCGCUUAGGGAUGCACGCUUAAUAAUUCAUUACUCAGUUUCAUUUCUAUCUUUCUCCAAAACCUGACCAUUUUUACUUUUUCGGCCCAUUCUAUUUUGAGAAUGUUACAAAGCACAGAAAAACUGUGUGGAAUAGAUUUUUCUAAGGCUACAUGUAGCAUAAAAUAUGUGUCCUUUAAUAGGUAAUUAAGAAAGUGUUAAAACAACUACUUUUAAUCUAGAUCCACAGAAUAAUUUGAUUUCUUACCUUCCUAAGCUUGUCUUUUAGUCAAGUUAUUUUUCCCUCUCGUAUUUUUAACCCAGGCCCUAAAACUGACUAAAGAGAUUUCCCUGGCUUUAUUAAUUCAACAUCUCACAGGACAGUCAUCAUUCUCCUUCAAUUGCUGCCAUUUUCUUUGAAUAUGAAAAUUAAAGACAUUGGCGGAAAAGGCUAACCACUUAAUGGUGCUUAAAAAUCAGGGCAGUUGAAGUGAGUGUAUGGGCAAAGGUACAGCUCUCAUUGUGUCCAUUUGCACCGAGAUCAGCCUUGGUGCUCUCCAGCCCUUUGUUCUGGCCUGCCUCCUGCCUCCUGAAGAGCUGAGAGCAAAAUAGUCCUUGCCAGAUGCAGGGGAGAUGCUGCAAUACAGCUCUCCAGGAGUGCCAGCAGGAGAAGCUGCAAGCUACUGAUCAGCAAGUCCUCGCAUGGGGCAGCAGAAGAAAUUCCUUGGAAAUUCAUUUAUAAGGAGGAUUAACAGUAUGGUUACUUCUUACUUCUGCCCCUUAAAUUCACGCAGGUCCUCACCACAGAGGGAGGGCCCCAGGGUGGUCAUUUACACCAACUUUUUCUGGCACUCUUUCUUUGAAAAUGUAGCCAAUGGUUAUUGCUGCACUAUAAGGCCAUUAAGUUAUUGUGUAAAAUUGUAAAAAAUGAUCCCACCUAAUUAUUAAUAGGAAUCUAAGAUUUUGGUUUUUAAGAAAAAAUAGUGUGACUUUCACACUUUCUGAAAACCCUGUUUUGUUUUGUUUUUCAGUAAAAAAAAAAAUGCAGGUUCAUGGUAUAAAAAUUUAAAUAUCUUUAAAAAUAUUCUAUUACACUACAGUUACCCAAACUUUGACAAAAUUUGGGGCACUCCAAGAAAGUGUGGUUUUGUAUUUAAUUGGAGAGCUUACUUUCAACAUGUUGCUCAUAAUAGAGAGUAGAAAACCUAACAGUGAUGGCUCUUGUUGCAAGUUGGGGCUUUAAACUUUCAAGGUACAAAAGUUUGUCUUUUAAAAUGAAAGUAACAUUUGUUUAGCUAGUGAAUGUGACGAUAUUUUUUAUGUAUAUAAUGAGUCUAAUGUAAUUUUAAUCAACUUGGUAAUGAUGUGAUUAAAUGGCAAAACGAAUGCAGUGUAUUAGCAGCUAAGCACUACACUGAGGCUCAGACAAAAUCCUGGUAAUUAACAUCACUGGGCUCUUGAUUUAGAUCAUGUGGAAAUGUAGAAAUAAGUGUAUAUAAAAUUGUAGCUGAGGAUAUUAUUUUAAUUUUUAAAACCAUGAUUCUGUGAUUUAUAAUAAACCAAGCUGUACAAUUUAGUUUAUGAUCGCAGCAUCUGAGCAGCUCCAAAAUAUAUAUAUAUAUCUCAACAGUGGUAAAUUCUGUAGAUUUAUACAUAUAUAUAUAUAUACACACACACGCACACUAUUUUCUUAUGGUCAUCUAUGACAUUUUUUAUCUGUAUACUUUUUUGGAUGUCAUUGUUUUUAACAUGCUGAAAGUAAUAAGUAUAUUUUGUUUUUGUGUCUUUUAUGUGCAUUUUUUUUUUCUUGUGGCAAAAGUGCUGCAUCUCUGAUGCUUCCGCGGCUGUUCUCUUCUAAUUGAGUAGAUAUUGCCCAGUGUUCGUUUACAUUACUUUAUAGUAUAUCACAAUUCUAUGUUACAUGCUUUACUAAUUUCUGGUAAUACCAUAUUUAGAACUGCAUCCAUUUUCCUUUAUGUUAUUUACUAUGCCAUCAUUAAUAGCAAUAAGGUAGUGUUUCUAGCCUUCUCCAUUAUAAAGUGGUGUUCUCUAUUUUUUUAAGUAGGAAAUUUUAAUUUGAAGUUAUUAUGCCGUCAUACAGUUUUACCUUUUCAGAUUUAUCUUUCAAUAAUUAACAGAUGAAAAAAAUAUUGGUAAAGUGGGUCAAAAUAUAUUUAUGAAACAUUUGGUAAGGAUUUUUAUGCUAUGAAGACUGUUUUACUCUAAUUGCAUAUGCAUGGUUUAGAUAUUUUGCCAUUGUUAAGUCUUUUCUUCAUGGCAGUUUGGCUUAAUUUAACAAGCACUUUGGUGCAGUUUUUAUUUAUUUUCUUAAAUUUGGUGUGAAAAGUUAAAGAAACUAGACCCAGGGUCUCAAAGGUUUUUGUGUGUUUGUUUAAUAAUUAUGGUGUUUUAGAUGAAAGUUUACACUGCAUGUUAGGUUCCCCAUCAACAAUUCUUAUACAAAUUGUUCCGUGGCAUUGCUCACAAUUUUUACAAUGUGUCAGUGUUCUUAUUAUUUCCAUUCUGUUUCUUCUGUUUCCAUGGAUCUAGCCUCCCUUCCUCUCCUUGCUGUCUCUUCUUUGCUUUUGGGUAAAGGUUGACUGUUUGGUCUCGUAUAGUCAAUUAUUUAAGAGCACACAUUACCCAUGGAUAAUAUUGUCAAUUUUGUAAGCUAUUAUUUGACUGAAAGUUAACCUGCAGAAACAGUUUCAAUUCCAAGUCAAAGGGUAUCUUAGGGCAGUAGUCUUGGGAGUUCCUCUAGUCUCUAUCAGUCUAGUAAGUCUGGCCUUUGUUAGGAAUUUGAGUUUUAUUCUACAUUUUUCUCUCAUUCUACCCGGGACCCUUUUGUAUCCCUGGUCAGAAUGGCUGGUAGUGGUAACCGGACACCAUCUAGUUCUGGUCUCAGGUUUGAAGAGGUUGUGGUUCAUGUGGCUUAUUAGUUCCAUGGACUAGUUUCUUCUUUGAGCCUUUAGUUUCCUUCAUUGUCUUUUGCUCCACAUGAGUAGAGACCAGUAGUUGUAUCUUAGAUGACCUCUCGCAAGCUGUUAAGACCCCAGGCACUACUCAUGAAACUCGGAUGUAGAACAUUAUCUUUGUGAACUAUGUUAUGCUAGUUGACUAAAUUGUCCCCUGAGGCUCGAGUCCCAAGACUUUUAACCCAGUAAACCAAUCCUGUGAGUUAUUUGGAUAUGUUUAGGAAGCCUCUGUAACUGUGCCCCCUGUGUGGUUUGUUAUUCGUGUGGAUAUAUAUACAGCACACACAGAUGUGUGUAUACGUAUGCCUAAAGAUAGAUCUGCCAUGCACGUGUUUUUACUUGCAUAUGCUCUCCUAUACACAUAAAUACAUCCGUAUCUACCUGUGUAACCACACACAUAUUUUUUGGUUUUUACUGUUGCAAAAAUUUACCAAAAUUGCCCUUUUUCUUGUGUACUUCUUACUGUCUUUAUUUACCUUGGUCAAGUUGUGCUGACUUCGCGCAUAUUUGAGAUUACUUUUCCCAUCAGCAAAAGUAACAAAAGUUUACUAUUUAGAAAGUGAUUCCCCCUUCCUCUCUCUCCCAUUCCUGGUAACCAUCGAAGAACUUAGCUUUCCGUAUGCAUAUCUGUUCUUGACUUUUUGUAAUAGUGGAACCAUAUAAUAUUUGCCUUUUUUGUGAUUGACUUAUUUCAUUCAGCGUUAUAUCCUUCAGGCACAUCCAUGUUGUAAGAUGUUUCGUGGACUCCUCGUUAUUCUUUAUACUUGCAUGGUAUUGCAUUGCGUGAACAUGCCACAAUUCGUUUAUCCAUUCAUCUGUCAAUGGGCACUUAAGUUUCCAUCUUUUUGCUUUUGUGAUUAUUCUUCAGUGAACAUAGGUGUGCAUAUGUCUGUUUGUGUCACUGCUCUUACAUCUCCAGGAUAUAAACCUAGGAGUGAGAUGGCUGGAUCAAAAGGUAUUUCUAUUUCUAGCUUUUUGAGGAAGUGCCAUACUGUUUUCCUUAGUGAUUACACCAUUUUGCAAUCCUACCAGCAAUGUAUAAGAGUUCCAGUCUCCCCACAAUCUCGCCAGCAUUUAUUGUUUUCUAUGUUUUUGAUCAUUGCCAUUUUUGCAGGGGUGAGAUGGUAUUGUAUGGCAGUUUUGAUUUGCAUCUUUCUAAUGGCAAAUGAUCGUGCUCAUCUUUUCAUGUAUUUGUUGGCUGCCUGAAUGUCCUCUUUGGUGAGGUAUCUGUUACUGUCCUUUGCCUGUUUUUUGAUUGGAUUAUCUUUUUGUUAUUGACUUGUUGAAGUUUCCUAUAUAUUUUAGAGUUUAGACCCUUAUCAGAUAUGUCAUUGCCAAAGAAGAUUUUUUUCCAGUCUAUAGGUUGUCUUUUUACUCUCUUGGUAAAGUCUUUUGAUGAACGUAAGUAUUUAAUUUUUAGGAGCUCCCAGCUAUUGAACUUAUCUUCUGUCAUUUGUGCAUUUUAGUUUUGUUUGAUAGACUAUGCUAAAAAUUAGGUCCCAUAGUUUUGACCCUAUGUUAUUGUCCAGGGACUUCAUAGUUUUUAGCAUUAACAUUUAAAUCUUUGAUCCAUUUUGAGUUAGUUUCUGUGUAUGGUGUGAGGUGGGGGUCCUGAUUCAUUUUCUGCAUAUAGGAUAUCCAGUUUUGCCAGCACCAAUUGUUAAAGAAACUGUUCCUUCCUGAUUGAGUGGACUUUGACCAUUUGUCUAAGAUCAGCUGCCUGUAGAUAGAUGGAUUUACUUCUGGUUCUCAGUUCUAUUCCAUUGGUCUACGUAACUGAACCAGUACCAGGCUCUUUUGAUUACCAUGGCUGCGUAGCAAGUUUUGAGAUAGGAAAGUGUGAUGCCACCUACUUUGUUCUUCUUCAGUAUUGCUUUAACUAUUCAGGGCCUCCUUCCUUUCCAUAUAAGGUUGGAAGAUUAAUUUUUCCAUUUCAUUAAAGAAUAUUGUUGGGAUUUGAGUUGGGAUUUCAUUAUAGAUUGCUUUCGGUACUAUUGACAUUUUCACAGAAUCAAGUCUUCCAGUCCAUGAGCAUGGGACGUUUUUCCAUUUAUGUAGAUUUCUUUUAGUUUCUUACAGUAGCAUUUUAUAGUUUUCCUUGUAUAUGUUUUUUAUGUACAUAUAAAACAUAUAUAUAUAUGUUUUAUGGUUAGGUUUACUCCUAGGUAUUUUAUCCUUUUGGGGGCUAUUGUAAAUAGUAUUGAUUUAUUGAUUUCCUUUUCAGAGUGCUUCUUGUUAGUGUAGAGGAACCCAACAGAUUUUUGUGCGUUAAUCUUCUACCCUGCCGUUUUGCUGAAUCUGUCUAUUAGUUUCAGUAACUUUCUUGUGGAGUCUCUGGGAUUUUCUUUGUAUAGGAUCAUGUCAUCUGUGAAUAAGGACAGUUUUACUUCUUCCUUUCUAAUUUGGAUUCCCUUUAUUUCCCUUUCUUGCCUUAUUGCUCUAGCUAGAACUUGAGUACAAUAUUGAAUAAGAGUGGUGAUAAAGGGUAUCCUUGUCUCAUUCCCUUUCUCAAGGGGAAUGCUCUCAGUCGUUCUCCAUUGAGAAUGAUGUUGGCUGCUGGUUUUGUAUAUAUGCCUUUAAUUAUGUUAAGGACUGUUCCUUCUAUUUUGCUGAGAGUUUUUAUCAGGAAAGGGUGUUGGAUUUUAUCAAAUGCCUUUUCUGCAUUGAUUGAGAUGAUCAUGUGAUUCUUUUCCUUUGUUUUAUUUAUGUGAUGAAUUACAUUGAUUGAUUUUCUUGUUGAACCAUCCUUGCAUCCCUUGUAUGAAUCCCACUUGUUCGUGAUGUAUUCUUUUGAUAUGCUGUUUAAUUCUGUUGGCUAGAAUUUUGUUAAGAAUUUUUACGUGUACAUUCAUGAGGGACGUAGGUCUGUAGUUUUCUUUUUAGUGGUGUUUUUGCCUGACUUUUGUUUCAGGGUUAUGCUGGCUUCACAGAAUGAAUUAGGAGUAUUAAUUUUCUAUAUUCUGGAAUAGUUUAAGUAGAAUUGGUGUCAUCUCUUCUCUGAAUGCUUGGUAGAAUUCUCCAAUGAAGCCGUCUGGGCCAGGACUUUUUUUUUUUUUUUAAUGUCUUCAAUUUCUAGAAAUAUGCCCAUUGUAGGUUUUCAAAUUUGUUGAAGUAUAAUUUUUCAUAAUAUUCUGUUAUGAUCCUUUUUAUCUAAGUUGGUCCUAUUGUAAUGUCACCCAUCUCAUUUCUCAUUUUGGUUUUUUGCAUCUUUUCAUUUUUUCUUCAUUUUGUCAGUUUGGCAAGUGGCUUGUCAAUUUUUUUGAUCCUUUCAAAGACCCAUCUUCUAGUCUUGUCGAUUCUGUUUUUCUGUUUUCUAUUUCAUUUAUUUCUGAUUUGAUCUUUAUUAUUUCCUUUUUUCUGAUGAUUAUGGACUUCUUUUGCUGCUCCUUUUCUAUUUGUUCAAGUUGUAGGACUAAGCUAUUUAUUUUGGCCCUUCUUUUUAUGUGUGCAUUUAUUGCUAUAAAUUCUCCUCUGAGCACUGUUUUCACUGUGUCCUAAAGGUUUGGGUAUGUUGUGUUUUCAUUCUCUUUUGACUCUAGGAAUCCUUUUUAAUUUCUUCUGUCAUCCAGUAGUUUUUAAGUAAGGUGUUAUUGAGUUUCCAUUUAUUUAAUUUUUUCCUGUUCUUUCUGUUAUUGAUUUAUAAUUCUAUAGCAUUAUGAUCAGAGAAGAUCAAUGAGUUUUAAAAUUUUGAGUCUUUCAGGUGCUUUUUUUUUUAUAGGGUUUUUUUUUUUUUUAAUAGGCAGCUUUUAAAAUUGGGAUAUAUAUGUAUAAAAUCAGAUAUCAAAAUAUCAAUGAUAGAAUGUUUCUUGAAAGAAUGAAGAUAGAUUUACUCAAUAGGAUAUUGCUAGAGAAGAACAAUAGAUGUUUAUAGGAUGUGAUUGUUUUAACUUUCUUUUUCCAUUUUCAGGUCCUAAUACUAAAUUUUACGUCAUACUCAAUGUAGCUUUAAACUCAACUUUCAAAGUAGGAGUCAUUGCAUAUCUCUCCCAAUACAAACACAAAAAUAAUGCCUAUUCAGUACUUGUCUAAGAUGGCUUUUUGUUUUCAUGGUUAGAGAAAAGUUUGUCAUAUACACAAAUGUGGAUUCAUUUACAGAGGACCUACAGCUCAGUCUUCUGGAAAUAUUGUUAUUAAUUAUCUUUGAGAAUCUCACCUUUAUUUUAGAAUAUAUUUGAUUAUGGUUUAUAAAGACUAUUGUAUUUGGAAGGGGAGUUGGUAUUGUCUUUUAAAUGUCUUUUUCUAAAAUGGAUAGUAAUGCUUAUUGAUCGGGAAGCUUUUAUAAAUGAAACUUUGCUUUUAUGAUGACCCAAGAUAUUGAGAAUAAGAGAUAGGAUUCCAUUUAACAUUUAUUUAUGGAUUUUACUUUCAGAAAAAAAUUUCAGUUAUCUAUAAGUCUGACAAUAACUGCCAUAAUUUUAUAGAUGAGAAAACUGAGAAAUAAAGGAGCUAACUUAAGAUUGUGUAAGAGUGAAUCUCAACCUUGGUGUUUAUUCUUUAGAAUUAUCUGGAGGACUUUAAAAAAAUUAUCUGCCUGGGUCACACCCAGACCACUUAAAUCAGAAUCUCUGGGGUAGAACCUAGAUAUCAGGUAAUUGUAUUAUUUUUUCCCCCUUAAAUUUCAGUCAGUUAGGCUCCUUUUUUUAACAAAUAAAUAAAUAAAUAAAUAAAAAGUCCUUAUUAUAUUCCCACUAUGGGCUGUCUCAAAGAUUCUUAACAGAUCAGAGUUUAGAAACCCUGAUAUUAAAAAGUUAGGGAAACUUCCACUGAAAAUAAUAACAUUGCUAGCCAUUUCUGUAAGUUUUGAUGAACUACUAACAGUCAUGGACAGUAUAAAUUGCUUCAAAUGGAAGGUGGCAUGACCCUGUACUUGAUCUCAUUUGCUGCUUACAAUAGUCCUUCAAUAUCGGUAGAGACAUAUUAAGAUUUCCAUUAUCUGUCUUUCAUUUACCUUAAGUGGCAUGCUAAAAAAAAAAAAAAGACCAUUUGGAGGC